Messenger RNA from Rhodofomes roseus, 1326 nucleotides. RefSeq names its product Pre-mRNA-splicing factor of RES complex-domain-containing protein. Bases 217 to 1164 code for a protein of 315 amino acids. Lineage: Eukaryota; Fungi; Basidiomycota; Agaricomycetes; Polyporales; Fomitopsidaceae. The transcript is spliced from 4 exons. Gene Ontology annotation, molecular function: RNA binding. The record is from RefSeq and is a predicted model, not a curated record. Gene Ontology annotation, biological process: mRNA splicing, via spliceosome. Gene Ontology annotation, cellular component: RES complex; U2-type spliceosomal complex.
UGGCAACGCAACGAGGACAACCAUUCAAUAUUCAAAUCUUCAACGCCUGGCAUUGGCGUUGGCGAGCACGAGUUACCAUUAUGGUCGAAUUGAUGACGUAAUACGCUGUGGCUGCACGCCGACGGCGCGCGACUUCGAACACAACUCACAUAACCGUCGACUCGAUUACACUGCCUGCUCCUACCUACCUGCUGCCAACCUGUGCGACCCGCGGAUAUGUCAAUGAAGGCCUACCUCGCAGCCAAGUACAUGUCAGGCCCAAAGGCCGACGCGAUCCUCUCGCGCUCAUCCGCUAGCGCACCAAAGAAGAAGAAACGCAAGGCGGGGACGGCCGCCUCCUCGAAGGCCGGCAGCUCCGGUACGUCCUUCAUCAAGGACGACGACGUCCUCGGCUGGGACAACCAGCAGGAGGCCGAAGAGGAUGAUGUUGCUGAAGCGGUUGUGGCGGAGGACCGCGGGUUCAAGAAGCGGCAGCGGACGGACGAGGGCUCGGGCUGGGCGGCCGUCCGCGAGGGCGAGCACCGAGAAGAGUCGCCGCCCCUGGCCCCCGACGAGCAGCCGCAGGUCGUCGAAGAGGAGCCUGCGUUCAAGGGUGGCCUCCUCACGUCGGCGCAGCUCAAGGAGACGUUUCCACGCGAGAAGGCGGUCAAGUCAUUGAAAGAGAAGGAGGCGGAGGAGGCGGCGGCGGCGCAGGAGACGGUCUAUCGAGACUCGUCUGGUAGGAAGGUGGAUAUGGCUGCGGAGCGAGCUGAGGCGGCGCGAAGGAAACGCGAGCGCGAGGAACAGGAGGCGCGUAAGAUGGAGUGGGGCAAGGGCCUUGUGCAGAGGGAGGAUGAAGAUAAGCGUAGGAAGGAGGCGGAGGCCAUGCGCGCGCGUCCGUUCGCUAGGGACCGGAACGAUGUGGAGAUGAACGAUGGGCUGAAGGCUCAGGAGCGGUGGAAUGAUCCCGCGGCCGCUUUCUUGACCAAAAAGCGUGCAAAAGGUCCACGUAAACCCGAAUACACUGGUCCGCCUCCGCCUCCAAAUCGUUUCGGUAUCAAACCUGGAUACAGAUGGGACGGUGUCGAUCGCGGGAACGGAUUUGAGAAGAAGCUGUUCCAACGGCAGAAUGAGAAACAAAGACGGGGACUCGAGAGCUACCAGUGGAGUGUGGAUGAUAUGUGAUACCACUAUCUCAUGUCUAUGACAGUGCCUCACUGUCUCGGAUUGUUGGCUGCACUUCCAUUCACAGCUGUCCGAAUGUUAUUGGAUUACUGGUGGGCCCUUAUGCGGCAACAGCAGCCACAUUCAUGAAGUACUUGGCUACUUUUGUUCUCCCUGCAUUGA